UAGUAAAUUAACCAUAAUUAAAAAAUCCAGAACAUAUGUUACCACAAGUACUACAACCAAAUAGCUCACAAUUUUUUUUUUCCGACUCGUUUAAUAGCCUUCUAGUUCUAGAGAGGCAAAUAAAAUAAAGAAAAAGACCAUAUUUGUUUGGAUCAUAAGAAAUCUCCUCCUUUAUGAGCAAGUAAAAUAUUAUUAUUAUUAUUCCAUAAAAAAGACUGCCAAAAGAAAGAAAUCAAAGCAGAGAAAAAUGAAAAGAAAAAAAAAAAACCCCCCGCGUAACAUUUUCUUGUAUCAUCACCUUUUCAAUUAAUUCGGUUUCUAGAACGAGAAUGGGCCGAGGAAAACGAUCAAAUAAAAUAGGAAAAAAUGGAGGAAAAACAAAAACGAAAUGCUUUGAGAAAAGUCAACAAAAAUGCACGCAGAUCCAAUCCAGCCAGUCUACGUUCAAAGGGAUCGUCCUGUUUCCGCCACCUCCCCUGUUUCCUCUUCUUCUUCUUCUUCUUCUUCAGCUACUUCUUCUUCUUCUUCGUUUCCUUCUUCCCAUUUCAUCUAGAAAAGUCCCCUGAUCGGGACGCCGGCAAACCCCUACAAGACCCAAAAAACCAUUUCCCUUUCCUCUCCCAAUACUAUUCUUUCGCAUUUGUUUCAACAUUCCUCCGUUCUCCUAUUUUUGUCCUUCUAGGACUUCUUCUUCGUCUUCGUCUUUACCCCUUUUAUUAAUUUCUCUUCUGGGUUUUCCGAAAGGCGGAGAUAUCACAGAACUCCAACACACCCACUACUCGAUUUCUUCCCCCCACCUCUAUCUCUGCUCUAGCUCUUGGCCGGAUUUCAUUGCUUCUUCCGAAAGAUUCCCUGGCAGCCAGGAGGGCUCUCCUCUGUCCUCUGUCUUUUCCCUUUUGUCGGAUCCUCUGCUCCUCCAUUUCAUAAGGUUUUCUUUCUUCCCCUUCUCUCUCUCUCUCUCUCUCUCUGGUUGUAAAGCUCCCAACUUGAGCUUCUAUGGACUGAAUCUUGUGAUUUUACAUAGUGGGGUUUGGAGCUCCCCAGUUUUUGGAUGAUGGGUUAUUGCUGCUUUUCAGACAAUAGUGGAGAGAAAUCCUUGUCUAACUAUUUGGGUGCCUUUCUUAAUUCUUAUCAGCUCAAUCUUUCUUGCUCUGCUCCUCUCUGCUUUUUUCUGUUUUGAGGUUAUUUUCUUCCUUUUUAUCUUGAGCUGCUUUCCUUUUUAUGUCAUUUUCAAAGCAACAAGUAAGCGUACUUUAAAGCAGCUGCAUUUAACUCCACAACGCCUUCCUAAUUCCUUUCUGUUCCAUUCAGGAGCUCCCAAAUCCACAAAUUGAAGGCGAUCUCUCUGUUUCAGCUGCAUUUUGGGAAGAAGGAAUUGUUGUUGUUCAUUAAAUCAUGGGUGGUGGUAGAAAGAGAAUAAGAUUGAAGUUGAGCAGGCUGUACUCAUUCAGAUGCGGGAAAGCAUCGUUUGAGGAUGACCAUUCACAAAUUGGCGGCCCUGGAUUCUCGAGGGUCGUGUUUGCCAACGAGCCAGAUUGCUUCGAAGCUGGGAUCCGGAAUUAUGAUGAUAAUUAUGUCAGUACAACAAAGUACAACGUCGCUACUUUCUUGCCCAAAUCGUUGUUUGAGCAGUUCAGGAGGGUGGCCAAUUUCUAUUUCUUGGUCACUGGCAUCUUGUCAUUCACUCCUCUCGCUCCUUACACCGCUGUCAGCGCCAUUAUCCCUCUCAUCGUUGUGAUUGCUGCCUCCAUGGUUAAAGAAGCCAUUGAAGACUGGCACCGCAAACAACAGGACACUGAGGUGAACAAUAGGACGGUUAAAGUGCACCAAGGAGAUGGGGUUUUUAAACAAACCGAAUGGAAGAACUUGAGAGUAGGGGAUAUAGUUAAGGUUGGGAAAGAUGAAUUCUUUCCUGCAGACUUGCUCCUUCUUUCAUCCAGUUAUGAGGAUGGAAUCUGCUAUGUGGAGACUAUGAACCUCGAUGGAGAGACGAAUCUGAAGCUGAAACAAGGAGUCGAGACAACUUCAGUCCUGCACGAAGAGUCUGAAUUCACCAACUUCAAAUCCAUGAUUAGAUGUGAAGACCCAAAUGCAAAUCUCUACACCUUUGUUGGAACUUUGGAGUAUGAGGAGAACCAAUUCCCACUCACACCUCAGCAGCUGCUUCUGAGAGACUCGAAGCUCAGAAACACAGACUUUAUCUAUGGUGCAGUUGUAUUCACUGGCCAUGAUACAAAGGUAAUGCAGAAUGCUACAGCUCCACCAUCAAAGAGAAGCAAUGUUGAGAAGAAGAUGGACCAAAUCAUCUACUUGUGUUUCGGUAUAGUGUUUUUGAUGGCAUCAGUUGGUUCAAUCUGCUUUGGAAUUUGGACAAGGGAUGACUUGGAAGAUGGAAGAAUGAAGAGGUGGUAUCUUAAACCGAAUGACUCUGAAAUCUUCUUUGAUCCUAGAAAAGCAGUAGUUGCAGCAAUCCUUCACUUCCUGACUGCUGUAAUGCUGUAUAGCUACUUCAUCCCUAUUUCACUCUAUGUCUCCAUAGAAGUAGUGAAAGUUCUUCAGAGCAUCUUCAUCAAUCAAGAUAUCCAUAUGUACUAUGAGGAGGCUGAUAAACCGGCACAUGCACGUACCUCAAAUUUGAACGAGGAACUUGGGCAGGUCGACACCAUACUCUCAGACAAAACCGGGACUCUGACAUGCAAUUCUAUGGAGUUCAUAAAGUUUUCUGUGGCUGGUACUGCUUAUGGCCAUGGUGUAACUGAAGUUGAGAGGGCUAUGGAAAGAAAGACCGGUAGUCCAUUAAGAAUCAAUGGUUUGGAAGGGAAGAAGGAUUCCUCUAGUAAAAGCCCUGUCAAGGGCUUUAACUUUGAAGAUGAACGAAUCAUGGAUGGACAUUGGCUGUACGAGCCUCGUGCUGACAUCAUCCAGAAGUUCUUUCGAUUGCUGGCUGUGUGUCACACGGCCAUACCUGAAAUUGAUGAAGACACCGGGAAUGUUACAUACGAGGCUGAAUCGCCUGAUGAAGCAGCGUUUGUGAUUGCAGCUCGAGAACUGGGUUUUGAAUUCUAUAAAAGGACUCAGACGACCAUCUCAGUGAGGGAGUUGGAUUUGCAGUCAGGAAAGAAAGUUGAGAAAGAGUAUAGCCUUUUGAACGUGUUGGAAUUCAACAGCACAAGAAAGAGAAUGUCUGUUAUAGUAAGGGAUGAGGAUGGAAAGCUACUGUUGCUCUCUAAAGGAGCUGACAGUGUAAUGUUUGAAAGGCUUGCGAAGAGUGGUAAGGAGUUCGAAGGGGAGACUAGGACUCAUGUAAAUCAGUAUGCUGAUGCGGGUCUAAGAACCCUGAUUCUCGCAUACCGUCAGCUUGAUGAUGCUGAAUACUCAAAUUUCAACUCAAAGUUCAACGCUGCAAAAAGUUCGGUUAGUGCAGAUCGGGAUUCAUUGAUUGAGAAAGUGGCAGCUGAUAUGGAGAAGGAUUUGAUACUCCUAGGUGCUACUGCUGUUGAGGACAAACUCCAAAAUGGGGUUCCUGACUGCAUAGACAAGCUUGCCCAAGCAGGAAUUAAGAUAUGGGUUUUGACUGGUGACAAAAUGGAAACUGCCAUCAACAUUGGUUUCGCAUGUAGUUUGCUUAGACAAGGAAUGAAGCAGAUCAUAAUCAACCUCGAGUUACCAGAACUCCAGGCAUUAGAAAUAGCUGGAGAUAAGGCCGCCAUUAAUAAGGUAUCCAAAGCGCAUGUUCUCCGUGAAAUUACUGCAGGCAAAGCGCUAGUGUCAGGUGGAAGCGCUGAUGCCUUUGCUUUGAUAAUUGAUGGGAACUCGCUCACUUACGCUCUGGAAGAUGAUGUUAAGAACUUGUUUCUCGAGCUUGCUGUGAGCUGUGCAUCUGUCAUUUGUUGCCGCUCAUCACCCAAACAGAAAGCACUGGUUACAAGACUGGUGAAAAAUGGAACUGGCAGAACAACAUUAGCAAUCGGUGAUGGUGCCAACGAUGUUGGUAUGCUUCAGGAAGCAGAUAUCGGUGUUGGAAUUAGUGGUGUUGAAGGAAUGCAGGCUGUUAUGUCCAGUGACGUUGCAAUUGCUCAGUUUCGGUACUUGGAACGCUUGCUACUCGUGCAUGGACAUUGGUGUUAUAGAAGGAUAUCAUCAAUGAUUUGCUACUUCUUCUACAAGAAUGUCACAUUCGGCAUCUCCGUGUUCUUGUAUGAGGCAUAUACAUCAUUCUCAGGACAACCUGCCUACAACGAUUGGUUUCUCUCACUAUACAACGUCUUCUUCACAUCACUUCCAGUGAUUGCUUUGGGCGUUUUCGACCAGGAUGUAUCAUCGCGAGAUGCUAUCAAGUUCCCUCUACUAUACCAAGAAGGGGUACAGAAUGUUCUGUUCAGCUGGCGCCGUAUACUCACAUGGAUGAUCAAUGGUGUUUACAGCGCGAUCAUGAUCUUCUUCUUCUGCACAAAGGCAAUGGAUAUUCAAGCAUUCAAUGACGAUGGGAAGACAGCUGGACGAGACAUAUUCGGAGCAACGAUGUACACGUGCAUUGUAUGGACAGUAAACUUACAAAUGGCACUCUUCAUCAACUACUUCACAGUGUUACAACACAUCCUCAUCUGGGGAUCCAUCGCCUUCUGGUACAUCUUCCUCAUGAUCUAUGGCGCGAUGUCCCCUGGAUUCGCCAACAACGCCUACAAGAUCUUUGUCGAAGCCCUCGCCCCUGCAGCUUCCUACUGGCUCAUCACGCUUUUCACUGUGAUCACGACCCUAAUACCGUACUUCUCCUACUCCACGAUUCAAAUGAGGUUCUUCCCUAUGUACCAUCAAAUGAUUCAGUGGAUAAGGCACGAAGGGCAGUCGGAGGACCCAGAGUUCUGUGAUAUGGUCAGGCAGCGGUCGUUGAGGCCACAAACAGUUGGUUUCACUGCCCGUGUGGCAGCACGAUCGAGUCGAUCAAAUAGUAGAGAGGAGAAUCCGUUUCAGUGAUAUCAGUUGGAAGGCAGCUUAGGUGCUGACAUACUGUCAGAUUGUCUCUCCACGUGAUCUCAACCGUUGGACCGAAGCGUGGCUAGAACAAAACAUUCUUUUGACCCCUCUUGUUGCUUUGAUGGCUGGCAAAGAAUCCUUCCCCUGACUGUAUAUGGCCAGCAUGGAGAUCGGGGUGAGGGGACUUUUUCGCUGUUGAAACUUGCUGCCUUCAUGCAUUCGAUCCUUGUUUGUAGGUUAGAAUGGUUUCAAGGGAAUCUGUACAGGAGAAGCAUUCAGAAAUCUGGGAUUGUUGUAGUUGUACUUGUACUAUACACAGUCGAGAUCGAUCAAUCGGGUAGAUGAUGGAUGGGGGGAAUGUAGAGCGAGUUUUCGGGGAAUCUUUUGAGGCUACUGUUACAUAGACAGUACUGGUUUAUCUUCUACCUAUAGCAAUGCUGUAUCAUUUGUAAGGAUGUACAUAGAAUAGAGAGGUUACACUGAAAUUUAUUCAUUAUCCACAUUGUGGUUAUCUACAGAUAAAGUAUGUUUAACCCUUGGUGGGGAGAUUACUUGUUUCUAACGCUAUUGUUCAAGUUCAUAGCUGGUGUUGGGAGGAGAAUUGUGCCUUCUGGAUCUUCUAACGCUCUUCUUAAGGCCCAAGUUCAGGGUUCUGAAGUCAUAGUGUUAUAUCUGAUGGUAUUACAUGUCCUUAUAACUAUGAACCCUUUCUAUUAUUUAAUUGGGUUUGACGAAUUAUGACCCAGUAUAGACAAAAGAGCAAUCAUAACACAAAGAUAUUAUAUUUUCAUGUGGGGUUACAUCAUUAUUUUCGUCAAUUGCAACAACGGCGGGCUUGAUUUAGUAGUAUUACCACUCGUUUUGAAUAUGGAGAUUACAAGUUUUAAUCGUUUAAUAAUAUAUAAUUAUUAUAAAAUAAACCUAUAUCAUCCUUCUGUAACCAAAUAUUGUAAUUUAGAUAGAUUUGGUUAGACUUGAAACAAGCUAUGAUUCUUCCUAAAGCCUAACAUUUUAACAACUCUUUACUUUUUUAUUUGGAAAAAACUUGACUUUCUUCUUGUUGGUUUGACUUAAACUUAAGUCGGAUGCUAUUGGUAGUGUAGACUUGUCUUUUAACUAGAUUGGUUUUGGUGGCAACUUUUCAUUUGGACCCAAAUAGACUAUUUGGAUCUGA
Linum trigynum is the source of this 6148-nucleotide messenger RNA. Lineage: Eukaryota; Viridiplantae; Streptophyta; Magnoliopsida; Malpighiales; Linaceae. The record is from the annotation of a GenBank genome assembly.